This is a messenger RNA of Saccharomycopsis crataegensis, 210 nucleotides long. Its product is annotated as general transcription factor IIH subunit TFB5 family protein. The transcript is spliced from 2 exons. NCBI's taxonomy places the organism in Eukaryota, Fungi, Ascomycota, Saccharomycetes, Ascoideales, Saccharomycopsidaceae. The coding region runs from base 1 to 210 and encodes 69 amino acids. Gene Ontology annotation, cellular component: transcription factor TFIIH holo complex; transcription factor TFIIH core complex. Gene Ontology annotation, biological process: transcription by RNA polymerase II; transcription initiation at RNA polymerase II promoter; nucleotide-excision repair, preincision complex assembly. The record is from RefSeq and is a predicted model, not a curated record.
AUGGUUAAAGCUGUCGGUGGCUAUUUAAUCAAAUGUGAUCCAUCUAUAAAAUCAAUCAUCAUUAGUAUUGACGCGAUAGUCCAUGAUAUUUUAAUUGAAGAUUUGGAUGACUCUACUUUAUUGAUUAAUCCUGGUAAAGUUGAAUAUGUCAAGAAUGAAUUGAAUAUGAUAUUGGAGCUGAAUUUUUUUGACCCAUUAACUGAAAAUUGA